Molecule: messenger RNA, 11856 nt
Organism: Oryctolagus cuniculus (rabbit)
Lineage: Eukaryota; Metazoa; Chordata; Mammalia; Lagomorpha; Leporidae
Source: RefSeq, a predicted model, not a curated record
UGUCAAAACAAAAAAACAAAAAAACCCCACUAAAACCAGAUAUCAUUCACUGAUACUUUUUGAUUGAUUAUACUGCCUGCAGUUGUGUGUUACCUCUUGCAUAAUCCCCAUGUUAAACCCCAUGUUGGGGCCAGUGCUGUGGUAUAGAAGGUUAAGCUGCUGCCUGCAGUGCCAGCAUGCCAUAUGGGCACUGGUUUGAGCCCAGCUACUCUACUUCUUAUUUAUUUGAAAGUCAGAGUUACACAGAGAGAUAAGGAGAGAAAAAGAGAGGUCUUUCAUUUGCUGGUUAACUCCCCACAUGGCUGUAACAGCCAGAGCUGGGCCGAUCCAAAGCUAGGAGUCAGGAGCUUUUUCCAGGUUUCUCAUGCUGGUGCAGGGGCCCAAGGACUUGGGCCAUCUUCUACUGCUUUCCCAGGCCAUAGCUGAGAGCUGGAUCAGAAGUAGAGCAGCUGGGUCUCAAACCGGCACCAAUAUGGGAUGCCGGCAUUGCAGGUGGCGACUUAUCCCGCUACGCCACAGCACCAGCCCCUACUCCACUUCUGAUCCAGUUCUCUGCCUCUGCCUCUCAAAAAAAAAAAAAAAAAAAAAAACAACAACAACAAACAAAACAAAACAAAACAAAAAAAACACUAUGUUGCAGGAAAUCCACUGGCUAUUACAUGAAUGGGGUAGCGUGUCAGAUAGCAGAGGUUCUUGAUGGCAGCCUUAAAGUAGAUCAUUGGUGGAUGAGAUGGGAUUGGGGAGUAGGGUCAGAGGGAACCUGUCUUCCCCCUGCUGUCCUGCCUGAAGCUGAGACCUGCAGUAGAGGAAUCUUCUGGGAUUGCAGGAAUCGGAUCUGCAGUCCCAGUUUCUGCUCCUUCUUCAAGGUUUCCUCUGUUGUCUCUGCUUCCCUGCUGCAACAGAUUCCUCUUAGUUUUUCUUUUAUUAUUACUGUUAAUCUGACUCAUUGCUUCUUGUCCUUGACCUCAUCCCAAAACUGUCUGACACAUAGUUUAUAUUUUCUUGUAUGUUUGACUUUUAGUUAAUAUUUCAUGGUAAUUUCAUUCUACAGCUAUCUUUUUAUCUAAUACCCUGGAACUCAUCCCUGUCCCUCACAAUUCUGGUCUCUUGUAAUUAACUUUUGUGAAAAAGAAGUAUGACUUUCAGACAUACUCUCUUAUUAGUAAAGGAGUAUUACUGAAUGUGAAAUUAAUGCUGUGCAUCUGUAACAAGUUGUUCCACCUUGUGAAUACUAAAGCAAUUUAUAAAGAAACCUUUCUUUGUUAAAAAAUUUCUCUACGUGGGCCACAUAUUUCCAGACCUAUUUCAUAGUAAUUUGUGGUUUUUUAGGUAUGUCAAUAAAGAUGCUGUGGCCAGCAUGCCUGGAUUCUGUCAGAUAAACAUUUUGUGAGAUUGCUUACUUUUAAAAAAUUGUCUUGGUUUCAAACUUAAUUUCUUUCCUAAUGUCUGAGUAAAGAAAUUCUUAAGUAUUUAAUAGACCUGAUAAAUUAUAGUUAAAACAUUUUGUUUUGCUGUUUAAAUGUGUUUUCAAAGCGUUGAUAUGUUAAUGCUUGUUUCAUCCACAUACUUUGUUCUGAAUUUUAAGAAAUCUCUAUCUAAAUCAGUAACAUGCUAACAGCAUAUUUUUGAGGAUCAUAUGGAUUUUCUUUAUCAAAAACAGUUAAACGGAAAUUUCAGUGUGCAUGUGGGAAUGUAUUUGUCAUCAUUUAUACUGUAUGGGGAGAGUGACUCAUGCACUGUUUGGAGUUUCUGAUUGUAUAAAGAGAUUACAAACAAUUUGCAGUGGAAUUUAAGUAAUGUGUAUGUGAAAAAGAAGGGAAAGUAUGUUGCUCCUUUGUUCUUUUCUAACUUUGAUGAAAUUUUUACCAUUAAAAGUUUUUUUUGGUAGGGAUGGGUAUUGUGGCAGAGCAGGUUAAUUAGCUUGGGAUGCCCACAGCCCGUAUCAGAGUGCCUGGGAUAGAAUCCGGCCUCCCCUUCUGAUCCAGCUUCCUGCUAAUGUACACCCUGGGAGGCAGCAGGUGAUUAGCUCAAGAGCUUGAGUCCCUGCCACCCAUGUGGGAGACUGAGAUGGAGUUUCUGGCUCCUGACCAAGCCCUGACUCUUGCAAGGCGUUUGAAGAGUGAACCAAUGGAUGAAGGAUCUCUGUCUCUCUCUCUGUCUCUCUCGCUGACUCUUCCUUUCAUAUAAAUCAAAAUAAAUAAACUUAAAAAAAUGGUGAAAUAUUGACUACUUAAAAAAUGAAGUUCAAAUUUAUCCCCUUACAAUUAUUAUUUUUUGUAAAGUGAAGUUGAGUUUCUGAGCACAGUGUGGUUCUGCUCAUCUUGCUGAGGAUUUCUUGUCUUAUCACAGGAAAUGUAUGUUCCCAGAGGGGAAAAUCCAGUUUGGUUUCAGGUUGACAAAUAGCUUUUCAAGGACAGUAUGUCAAGUAUAAAAGGAAUUUCACCAUUUUAGUACUGUGAGAUUGUUUGAAGGGGAAAAGAUAAAAUAAUAGUUAACGUUGACAUUAUUGAAUCCCUGUUGUUAGCUGCCCCUAGCAUCUCCUGCUGCUCUCUUGGCAGUAUUUUAGCGAUGUGUUUCCUUUGACCUUUCCUUUAAUAGGAAGCCUUAGGCCCUAGGAUCUAGCAGAGAAAGUUGAGCCAUUUGUGUCUGUUUUUGAGAAGUUCUUGGGGGAAAGCAUAUCUCGGAGAGAAUUGAUGCAUGACUUUGGGCAAUUAAAGCUCAGUUUAUUAUACAGUGUGACGGACAGCCCAGUGAGAACCUCACAGAUAUGUACUGUGAGUGUGUAGAAGUGAGACUCUAAUGCAUAUUUUAUACCCUGAUACUGUUGAAUGACUUAUCUCCUGCCCCUAGGCCAGCCCCUUCUGCUCAUCAUUAUCCACUUCUGUUUAGAUCUCUGAAAAUUAUGCACUUACGAGCCCUCUCAUUGCUUCACUAUGAAUGGAAAAGCUUUUCUGUUGAGUUGCUUAAGCUUUGUUGCCUGGGGCUUUUACCCACAAGCUGUUGAAUGAGACUCAAUAUUUCUAGAAGUUUGUAAAAGGAUAGAAGAUCCCUUUUCUGUAACUUCCUUAUGUAUGUAUUUUUUCUGUUACGGAAGCUUGGCAUUCAGCACAUAUAGGUGAGAGAAAGAGACCCCAUAUUGACAUGUCCUUUGUUCUGAUCUGUAUACUCAGUUAACAUAUUCUUGGUUGCCUUCUGCCUACCUUCAAAUUCUGAACUCUUAGAAGACUUAGGUAUUUUGAUUGUCUGUGCAUAUAUUUUGAAAUCUCUGGAUUGAAGCUUUUCUAGGUGUUGGCACUCUGCUCAUCCCAGGACAUCAGGAUUAUAUAAAGAUUAGUUUUAUAAGUGACUAUUAACCAAAAAUCUUACUCUCAGGGGAGAAGAUUCAUGGAACUCCAAGAAUGCAUUGCCCUUUGCAUAACAAUUAAUUUAGGCAAUUAAAGAUAGAUGAGACUUAUGUUGCCUUUAAGUUUUUCAUUGUAAUGAGACAAAUAUAUUAUUAUAAAAGCUCUAUUCAUCAGUUAGAGUGUCUCUUAAUUACAGGAGUAGUAUAUUUUUAAGUUUAAUUAUGGUACUUUGAUGAUAUGAUACUUGCAAGCUAAGGAUACUUCAAGUUGUCAAGAUUUUUGGUGCAUCUAGAGCAGUGCUAUCCAAAAUAAAAAUUUCUAUGAUGUUCAAAAUGUUCUCCCUUUGCAGUGUCCAAUGUGGUAGUCACUAACCACACAUAGCUAGUGAGACUGAAAAACUUCAUUUUAAACUUUCUUUAAAUUGUAAACUGAAGUAAGGACUACGUUUUAAUGCAGUGGGUUAAGCCACCACUUUGAACCCUAUAAGGGAGUGCUUGUUGGCAUCCUGAGUGCUUUGCUUCCGAUGCAUAUUUUUACCUGCCAGUAUGCCUAGGAAAGCAGUGGAAGAUGGCCCAAGUACUUGGGACCCUAUCAUCCAUGUAGGAGACCAGGAUGGAGUUCCUGACUCCUAGCUUCUGCCUGGUACCACACUGGCUGUUGCCAUUUGGUGAGUGAACCAGUGGAUGUAAGAUUUCCCUGUCUCUGCUGUUCAAACAAAAAUAAAUUUUAAAAAGUCAUUAAAAAUAUAAAUUUUAAUAGUCACAAGUGGUUAGUGGUUACUAGUUUGGACAGCACAGAUCUAGAAUAUGUAGAAAAUCUACAUUUAGUAGUAUAAAAGCAUCUCAAGUUUCUUGUUUUUGGUUGGGAAGGUGAAUCUGGUUAAAUCUGAAAUUGAUAGUGGCCAAUAAUGCUGUUUGAUCUAAAGAGAAACUUCUUUAAUACGAUGCAAACUUAAAUGUGUGGGGUGAAUGUUGUGGCACAGCAAGAUAAGCCACUGUGUGAGAUGCCUGCAUCCCCUAUCGAAAUACUUGGGAAUCAAGCCCUGCCCCUGCUUCUGAUCCAACUUCCUGCUAAUGUGCCUGGGAAGCUUCUCUAAACUCCCCUAUCCCGCUCUUCCCCAUAGGUAAGUAGAAAUUCUUGAAAACACUGAAUUUUGUUCAAUAACCAAGAGUAUCUAAUAUAGAAAAAUAUUCCCUUAAAUAGAAAUAUAGAGAUUAUUAGGCCAACCAGAGUUUUAAAGAGUCACAACAAAAAAUUAAGCCCCCCCCCUUUUUUUAAGUUUUGUUUUCCCAGAUUUUGCAGGACUCCACUUGAGCUCUGUGUUAAAAGUUAGAAAUGUAGGGUCAAAGGAAACUAGGCUGUGUCUGCUCUGACUCUGCUGCCUGUUUACUUGCCCCUCAAGUGCUGUGUUCUUAGCUAAUAAACCAUGAAUGUAUAGCAGAGACAUGAGUGUACGCAGCCAUCUUUGACCCAGUAACACCUGGCAUCUUCCACUGAUCUGGGAAUCAGAACUCAUUUAGCACUGCUUCGGGUCAGGGAACUCGGAACCUAACUGCCCUGGUCCCUCUUUGUGGCAGUUGGUGCCUGAUAUACAUGAGGGACAGGGAUCCAGUGAACAAGGAAGCACACAGACAACACCAUUGUAAUGCUGCUACAUGGAGGGCACACCCCGUGCCGAUCCCAUUCCAAUAUGUAGCUUCUGUUUGGGGACUAAAGAAUCAAAUCGUGAAAAGAAACCAGAAGAACUCCUGUCCUGUGCAGAUUGUGGCAGUAGUGGACACCCAUCCUGUUUGAAAUUUUGUCCUGAAUUGACGACAAAUGUAAAGGCCUUACGGUGGCAGUGCAUUGAAUGCAAGACAUGCAGUGCAUGUAGAAUCCAAGGCAAAAAUGCAGAUAAUAUGCUUUUUUGUGACUCCUGUGAUAGAGGAUUCCAUAUGGAGUGCUGUGACCCACCACUUUCCAGAAUGCCAAAAGGGAUGUGGAUUUGCCAAGUCUGCAGACCAAAGAAAAAGGGAAGAAAACUACUUCAUGAGAAAGCUGCACAAAUAAAACGACGAUAUGCAAAACCCAUUGGACGACCGAAAAAUAAAUUAAAGCAACGAUUGUUGUCUGUAACCAGUGAUGAAGGAUCCAUGAAUGCAUUCACAGGAAGGGGGUCACCUGGUAGGGGUCAAAAGACUAAAGUCUGUACCACACCUUCAUCUGGUCAUGCUGCAUCUGGGAAGGACUCACGCAGCAGAUUGGCUGUUACAGACCCCACUCGGCCUGGUGCCACCACCAAAAUCACCACCACCUCCACCUCCAUUUCUGCCUCUACACUUAAAGUUAACAAGAAAACCAAAGGGCUCAUUGAUGGCCUUACUAAGUUUUUUACACCAUCACCUGAUGGUCGCAGAUCACGAGGUGAAAUAAUAGACUUUUCAAAGCACUAUCGUCCAAGGAAAAAGGUCUCUCAGAAACAGUCAUGCACUUCUCAUGUGUUGGCUACAGGUACCACACAAAAGCUAAAACCUCCACCUUCUUCACUUCCACCCCCAACCCCCAUCUCUGGUCAGAGCCCCAGUUCACAAAAGUCCAGCACUUCCACUUCUUCUACCUCUCCCCAGAGUUCUUCCAGCCAGUCCAGUGCGCCCUCCUUUAGCAGUCUUACUAAUAACAGCCAGCUGAAGGCACUCUUUGAUGGACUUUCCCAUAUCUAUACCACUCAGGGACAGUCUCGAAUAAAGGGACACCCAAGUUACGCACCACCCAAACGUAUGCGUCGUAAAACUGAACUUUCUUCCACGUCAAAAUCUAAAGCCCAUUUCUUUGGAAAAAGAGCUAUUAGAAGUAGGUUUAUUUCUCACUCCUCCUCUAGCUGGGGGAUGGCGAGAGGACGUAUCUUUAAAGCGAUUGCUCACUUCAAGCGAACAACCUUCCUUAAAAAGCACAGGCUGCUAGGCAGAUUAAAAUGUAAAGUGACCCCUCAGAUGGGGACCCCCUCACCAGGGAAGGGGAGCUUGACAGACGGAAGGAUUAACCCUGAUCAGGAUGAUGAUACUGAAAUAAAAAUAAGCAUCAAACAAGAAAGUACAGAUGUAAAUGUGAUUGGAAACAAGGAUGUCGUUACGGAAGAAGACUUGGAUGUUUUUAAGCAGGCCCAGGAACUUUCUUGGGAGAAAAUAGAAUGUGAAAGUGGAGUGGAAGACUGUGGCCGGUACCCUUCUGUGAUAGAAUUUGGCAAAUAUGAAAUCCAAACCUGGUAUUCCUCGCCUUACCCACAGGAAUAUGCAAGAUUACCAAAGCUUUACCUGUGUGAAUUCUGUCUUAAAUAUAUGAAAAGCAAGAAUAUUUUACUAAGACAUUCAAAGAAGUGUGGAUGGUUUCAUCCUCCAGCAAAUGAAAUUUACCGAAGGAAAGACCUUUCAGUGUUUGAGGUUGAUGGGAAUAUGAGCAAAAUUUAUUGCCAAAACCUUUGCUUGUUAGCCAAGCUCUUCCUGGACCACAAAACGUUGUAUUAUGAUGUCGAGCCAUUCCUUUUUUAUGUCCUUACAAAAAAUGAUGAAAAAGGCUGUCAUCUGGUUGGAUACUUCUCUAAGGAAAAGCUUUGCCAGCAGAAGUAUAAUGUCUCCUGCAUAAUGAUCAUGCCCCAGCACCAAAGGCAAGGAUUUGGACGGUUUCUCAUUGAUUUCAGCUAUUUGCUUUCUAGAAGAGAAGGCCAGGCCGGGUCACCUGAAAAGCCACUCUCUGAUCUGGGCCGCCUCUCCUACCUGGCCUAUUGGAAAAGCGUCAUCUUAGAAUAUCUCUACCAGCACCACGAGAGGCACAUCAGCAUCAAGGCCAUCAGCAGGGCUACGGGCAUGUGCCCACACGACAUCGCCACCACGCUGCAGCAUCUGCACAUGAUCGACAAGAGAGACGGCAGAUUUGUCAUCAUUAGACGGGAAAAGUUGAUAUUGGGCCAUAUGGAAAAGCUGAAGACCUGUUCCCGAACCAAUGAACUUGACCCAGAAAGUCUGAGGUGGACCCCAAUUUUAAUUUCUAAUGCUGCAGUUUCUGAAGAAGAGCGAGAAGCUGAGAAAGAGGCUGAGCGGCUGAUGGAACAAGCUAGCUGCUGGGAAAAGGAGGAGCAAGAAAUCCUGUCAUCUAGAGCUAACAGUAGGCAAUCACCUGCAAAAGUACAAUCGAAAAAUAAAUAUCUGCAUUCCCCGGAGAGCCGGCCAAUGGCAGGGGAGCGAGGGCAGCUGUUGGAGCUGUCGAAAGAGAGCAGUGAAGAAGAGGAGGAGGAAGAGGAGGAAGAAGAGGAGGAGGAGGAAGAGGAGGAAGAAGAAGAAGAGGAGGAGGAGGAAGAAGAGAAUAUUCAGAGCUCUCCCCCACGAUUAACUAAGCCACAGUCAGUUGCCAUAAAGAGAAAGAGGCCUUUUAUACUAAAGAAGAAAAGGGGUCGUAAACGCAGGAGGAUCAACAGCAGUGUAACAACUGAGACCAUUUCUGAGACGACAGAAGUGCUGAAUGAGCCCUUUGACAACUCAGAUGAAGAGAGGCCAAUGCCACAGCUGGAGCCUACCUGUGAGAUUGAAGUGGAGGAAGACGGCAGGAAGCCAGUCCUGAGAAAAGCAUUCCAACACCAAUCUGGGAAGAAAAAAUCAACAGAGGAAGAGGAAGGAAAAGACAAUCAUUGCUUUAAGAAUACCGAUACUUGUAGAAAUAAUACGGACGAUGAAGCAAGUAACUUGAAAGAAGGCAGCAAAGACAAUCCUGAACCUCUAAAGUGCAAGCAAGUAUGGCCAAAAGGAACGAAGCAUGGGCUUUCUAAGUGGAGACAAAACAAAGAGAGGAAGACUGGAUUUAAACUGAAUUUGUACACGCCACCAGAAACGCCCAUGGAACCUGAUGACCAGGUGACGAGCGAAGAACUGAAGGAGACGUCAGGAGACGGAGGCAGCCCCGCUCCCGGCGGGACGGAGCAGGAGGUCAAGGAGACUCCGGAAGCUCUGCUGCCUCGGGAUGAAGGCAGGAGAGAAGAAACUUGUGCACCUGCGAGUCCAACUAAGUCACCAGGAGAAAAACCGGACAGUGAGCUGAUCAAACCCGAGGAGGAGGAGGAGGAGGAGGAAGAGGAGGAAGAAGAGGAAGAGGAAGAAGAGGAGGAGGAGGAGGAGGAAGAUGAAGAAGUAAAUAUAGAAAAAGACCCAGGUGGUGCUAAGAGUCAGGCAAAGGAGGACCCAGAAGUCUCCAUGGAGAAGGACGGCCCUGUGCACUUGGACGAUCAGGAAGAGGAGGAGGAAGAGGAGGAAGAGCCGUCUCACAAUGAGGAUCAUGAUGCGGACGACGAGGAUGACAGUCACAUGGAGUCUGCUGACGUGGAGAAGGAAGAACUCCCAAGAGAACCUUUCAAAGAAGAACUGGAAAACCAGGAGGCUUUUUUAGACCUUAGUGUUCAGCCUGGCCAUUCAAACCCAGAGGUUUUGAUGGACUGUGGCGUUGACCUUGCUCCAUGUAACAGUGAGCCUAAGGAGCUUGCUGGGGACACUGAAACUGCACCUGAAUCUGAUGAGGAGCCCUCAGAAGAACAGGUACAGAAGCAGGACCCAAAGAGCAGCGAAGAAGUAGAUCCUGAGUUCAAAGAGGGAAACACAGCCCCGGUGGAAAUCGACUCUGAGACGGUCCAGGCAGUUCAGUCUUUGACGCAGCAGAACAGGGAACAGGACGACACCUUUCAGGAUUGUGCCGAGACUCAAGAAGCCUGUAGAAGCCUACAGAACUACACCCACGCAGACCAAAGUCCACAAAUUGCCACCACUCUGGAUGACUGCCAACAAUCAGACCACAGUAGCCCAGUUUCCUCUGUCCAUUCCCAUCCUGGCCAGUCAGUACGCUCUGUCAAUAGCCCAAGUGUCCCUGCCCUGGAAAACAGCUAUGCCCAAAUCAGCCCAGAUCAAAGUGCCAUCUCCGUGCCGUCUUUGCAGAACAUGGAAACCAGUCCAAUGAUGGAUGUUCCCUCAGUUUCAGAUCAUUCGCAGCAAGUCGUGGACAGCGGAUUUAGUGAUCUGGGUAGCAUCGAGAGCACAACGGAGAACUAUGAAAAUCCGAGCAGCUAUGAUUCUACUAUGGGUGGCAGCAUUUGUGGAAACAGUUCUUCACAGAACAGCUGCUCCUAUAGCAACCUCACCUCCAGCAAUCUGACGCAGAGCAGCUGUGCUGUCACCCAGCAGAUGUCCAACAUCAGCGGGAGCUGCAGCAUGCUGCAGCAAACCAGCAUCAGCUCCCCCCCGACCUGCAGCGUCAAGUCUCCUCAAGGCUGUGUGGUGGAGAGGCCUCCCAGUAGCAGUCAGCAACUGGCUCAGUGUAGCAUGGCUGCUAACUUCACCCCCCCAAUGCAGCUGGCUGAAAUCCCUGAGACAGGCAACGCCAACAUUGGCUUAUAUGAGCGCAUGGGUCAAAGUGAUUUUGGGGCUGGGCAUUACCCACAGCCGUCUGCCACCUUCAGCCUUGCCAAACUACAGCAGUUAACUAACACACUUAUUGAUCAUUCAUUGCCUUACAGCCAUUCCGCUGCUGUGACUUCCUAUGCAAACAGUGCCUCUUUGUCUGCACCAUUAAGUAACACAGGGCUUGUUCAGCUUUCUCAGUCUCCACACUCCGUCCCUGGGGGACCCCAAGCACAAGCUACCAUGACCCCACCCCCCAACCUGACUCCUCCUCCAAUGAAUCUGCCGCCACCUCUUUUGCAACGAAACAUGGCUGCAUCAAAUAUUGGCAUCUCCCACAGCCAAAGACUGCAAACCCAGAUUGCCAGCAAGAGCCACGUGUCCAUGAGAACCAAGUCGGCCUCUCUGUCACCAGGCACUGCCCCCCAUCAGUCACAGAUCUACGGGCGCUCCCAGACUGUAGCCAUGCAGGGUCCUGCACGGACUUUAACAAUGCAAAGAGGCAUGAACAUGAGUGUGAACCUGAUGCCAGCCCCAGCCUACAAUGUCAACUCUGUGAACAUGAACAUGAACACUCUCAAUGCCAUGAAUGGGUACAGCAUGUCCCAGCCAAUGAUGAACAGUGGCUACCACAGCAAUCAUGGCUACAUGAAUCAAACACCCCAAUACCCUAUGCAGAUGCAGAUGGGCAUGAUGGGAACCCAGCCAUAUGCCCAGCAGCCAAUGCAGACCCCGCCCCACGGGAACAUGAUGUACACAGCCCCCGGACAUCACGGCUACAUGAACACAGGCAUGUCCAAGCAAUCUCUCAAUGGGUCCUACAUGAGAAGGUAGACAAUGUGGGCGGUCCACAGAGCCCACUGGGCAUCACUAUUGGAUUGAUCUGCACAAAUACCUUUGAAGAGUACGAUUUCAAAACCAGCAAUUGGUGUGAAUGCAAAAACAUUUGUUGGCACCAUUUAUUUAAAAAAAAAAAAAAAGCUGUAUGCAGCAGAAAGCCUUAUACAAGUUGUUUUUCUUUCUUUCUUUUUUUCUUCUUCUUUUUUUUUUUUUUUGGUACUUUUGUUUCUGUUACUAACUUUUAUAUGAAAUUCUCUGCAAAGAAAGGCCUCUCUUUGGACUACAGUUUGGAGGCAGCCACUUGUUGUGCCUGCUUCCAUUAAAAAUGUGGAUAUCCAGCCCCCCCCCCCCCCAUUCUCUGUUUUAAUAUGGAACCUAGAGCUUUUUUUUCCUUCCCCGUCCACUCCAUGUAAAUGCCUUUAGCCUUUCAGUUAUUGUAUAUUUUGUUUAAGGUGACACUUCAGCAUGCCGCUAAUGUCUUUGUUAGUGACAGUGCAUUUUGUAGUACUGUACAAGUGUUGUGCUAACAGUAAGCCAUUUCUUAAGUUUUUUGCCUUGAUUAGGGUGCCCUAAUUUGAGGGUUUAAAAAAAACUAUAUUUUUGUUAAUUAUAAAACUGUAAAGAGCUAUAAAAGCUAUUCCCAUUUGGUUAGUUAAAAGGGUUUUAUUGCUAAAUGUUUGGUGUAAAGUUGAGACCCUUUUCCAUUUUGGUGACAGAUUUCUUUGGGGAAAAAAGGCAGCUUUCUGUUUUAUAAAUGCAGACUUCUGUUUAUUGAAUGAAGCAUAUCUCAGUGUUUAUCUGUCAGGUUUUGAAACAUUUCAUAUAUGUCCAAAUACUUGGCAGGAUUUAAAAAAAAUAGUGAAUUUGGUGUAAAGUUGCUAUUUUAUGGAAAUGCCUCUAACUUUACAUUUUCAUUCCAUCUGUAGAUUUUUCUAUCUUUAUAAAAUAUUGGAGUUAUUUUUUAAGGAAAAAUAGAGAAGUAGCUUGUGAAUAGCUCAAACUAAGCUUACAAAUCGCAUGUAAAAAAGCAAAAAAGUUAUUUGUGUCUGUUUAUAUUGCUUCCUUUUUUGUAGCCUUUGUACCUGUACAGGGUGACAGUAAGGGCCAAGCAGGAGAGGCGUAAUCCUUGUAUAAAAUAGGAGCCAGCGACACUCUUGUAUUUAUCUGUUCUCUUUUUAGUCAGUUACUUCAAAAAAACAAAAACAAAAACAAAAAAAAGCUGUACAUUUUAACAUAAAAUAAAUUAUGAUGAGCCAUUUUUA